UUUAUUUUGGCAACAGAAAUCAACAGCACCAACAACAUUCUAGAUCCUUACAUAGCAAACAACAAAGAACUCGCAUCAAGCUAAUAAUAAAAGCAAAAAAAUAUUGAAAAUGGAUGCUGCUCGCAAAUCCUUUGAGAUGACAUCACAAGUGCGUCAAAAUGCUGAAGAACUUAAGAAUGCCAUGAAUGAUUUAUACAGCUGGGAAAAGGAAAUAAAGGACAAAGAAAAGAAAAUACAAAAUGCACCUGCAACUCAAUAUGAUGGUCUUCCGUGCAAUAAGAACCUCAACACAUUGCCGGUACCCCGAAGUCACAAUCAAGACCUGGCUUCUAAGAAUUCCAAUGAGGCACCAUUGAAUGAUUUGUCUGGUGGCAAGGCACCACAAGUGUUGGAUUCACCCAGUGAAAAACGUGACAAUGCACCAGAUCCUUUGGAACUUAGGCACAAGGAGGCUAACGAAAUUAAAGAUCGCGGCAAUAACUUUGUCAAGUUAGGCAAAUACAUGGAAGCCAUCGAACAAUAUACUGCGGCUAUAGAACAUUAUCCCGAAGAUGCUAUCUAUUACACCAAUAGAGCGUUGUGCUUUUUGAAAUUGGAAAGAUAUGACGAAUGCAUUGAGGAUUGUGAUCGAGCAACAGAGCUCGAUAACUUGGCAGUUAAAGCAUAUUACAGACGCAUGCAGGCCAAUGAGUCGUUGGGUAACAACAUGGAUGCUCUUAAGGAUUGCACAACUGUUCUUAUGAUUGAACCCAAGAACAGUGAGGCAAAUCGAAGCCUGGAAAGAAUCAAUGAUCGACUACGUAAAAAUGCGAAAUCUGCCAAAGGUCCUAAUUUUACUAGUCUUCGCUCCAAUAUGUUGGACAUAUUACCCAUUGAUAAACCGGCUUACAAACGUUCAAAUAAACCUCUAAAACGUAUAAAUAUUGCAGAUGUUGUUGGUCCAAAAGAAAUUAAAAAUCAUGAUAAUUUAAAGAUAUCUGAUGAAGAUAUUGAUAAACUUUUCAACAGCAAUUGUGGUUAUUUCCAAGAGGUAAAAAAUCCAGAAGCUCGCCUAAAAGCCAAAGAAAUUGCCGCAAAACAAAAGGAAACUAAGACAGUGGAAGAUAACAACAAGGAUGUAGCGAAAGAAAAGCUUGCAAGUAUUAAACAAACUGCAACGACAAGUAAGGAUGCAGUGGUCAAGCCGGCCAAAGAAGAGGAGAAAAACAAUUCUGCCAAAGCAAAAGAAGACUCAAACAAAUUAGAGGCUAGUCUUAAGGCAACAACGUCGGAAAUUGAAAUCGCUGGAAAAAGCCCUGAUAUUGAACGACCUUUACCUUCUCCUGCCAAAACUGCUGCUCAAUUUUACUCGAAUUGGAAAGAAUUAACUCCACAACAAAAAUAUCAAUAUUUAAAGGGCAUUCAAAUCAACCAGCUGUGCAAAAUACUUGGGGCUGGUUUCGAUUCGGAUACAUUAACCGAUAUAAUACGUACCUUGCAUGAUUUUUAUUUGCCUGCAAAGGAGUCCUCUCUGGCCAGUACACUUCUGGAAGUUAGCAAGAAUAAACAAGUUCCAAUUCUAUCAUUGCUUAUGUCCAAUGAGGAACGUAAAGCGCUUUCUGGAAUCGUAAAUUCCUUAAAGGAGAGCAACACUUCCGCAAAUGCAGCCGCAGAUGCUGCUCAAAUAAUGAAGAAUUUUAAUUUGAACUAAGUAAAAAAAGAAUAUUUUUAAUUGGGUGGACAUUCUUUUUCUGUUCAAUUAAUAUCACAUUCUUUAAUAAAAUCCUAUCUGUAUAUGUACUUUAA
Stomoxys calcitrans (stable fly) is the source of this 1785-nucleotide messenger RNA. RefSeq names its product RNA polymerase II-associated protein 3 (gene spag). NCBI's taxonomy places the organism in Eukaryota, Metazoa, Arthropoda, Insecta, Diptera, Muscidae. The transcript is spliced from 7 exons. The record is from RefSeq and is a predicted model, not a curated record. Bases 110 to 1690 code for a protein of 526 amino acids. Gene Ontology annotation, molecular function: protein binding.